UUAUAUAAUUAAUAAAUAUUAAUUAUUAAGUUGAGAGAGAAAAAGAAAAAAAGGGGAAGGAUCGAAAGCCCUAAACGAGUCAAGACAAAAAGAUUUCAUCAAAAGUUUCUCUAUUGGAUUUGGUGCUCCAUCAUCCAUCCAUAAAUUGUUGUCUUUAUUCUUCGUUGGAUCGAGUCUAAACGAAAAUGGAGGAUGAGAAGAAGAAAAACAAUAAGAGAAACAAGAAAAAGAAAAACAAGCAGCGCAUAACUCCCGAAGCAGACGAAGAUUUCAAUGGUCAUAUCGGCGAUUGCUUCCACGAUGACAAUGCGGAGCUGGAUCUGGAUACGCAUCAGCCAAAUGGCGCUCUUGCCUUGGAUUUGCUUAAAGAAUUACGGAAAGAGAAUGAAUCACAUGUACAGACAGAGGCUACUUUGCAAGAGAAAAUCAAGCACUUACAAGAUGAAAACGAAUCAUACAUACAGAAAGAGGCUACUUUAGAAGAGACAAUCAAGCAGUUAAGAAAUGAGUUUGAUUCACACCUAAAGAAAGAGGUUUCCUUAGAAGAGACAAUCCUGAAAUUACAACAUAGAAAUGAUACACACCUACAGAAAGAGGCUUCCUUAGAGGAGACAAUCCAACAAUUGCAAUUUGAAAAUGAAUCACAUAUGCAGAAAGUGGUUGGUUUAGAGAUGAAUAUUGUAGAAUUACAUAGUGAAAAAGAACUCUGGCUUCAAGAAAAGGCCAGCUUGGAGGAGAAUAACAAUCAGUUACUGGAGGAAAAAACUGCUCUGGAUCUGAAAGCGGCAAACUUGGAGGAGAAUAUUAAACAGCUAGAGAAAGAGAAAGAGUCUUCGAUUCUGACAGAGAAUUCCACCAAAGAAGCAAUUUCUAGCCUUAAUCGUGAUAUUACAAGACUAAAAAUGCAGGUGGUUGAGUUGGAAGAAUCCAGGAGCAAGCUUUUGCAAGAAAAUCAGCAGCUCACAGAAAAUGUAUCCGGCCUGCAGUUAUAUAUUCAAAACCUUGAGAGGAACAUGACCUCUGGUCCGUCAUCAGAUGAACUUAAAAAGCAAGCUUCUGGCGAUGAGGACCUGAACUCUCAGAUUGAAGCAGCAAUUGCUCUGGUUGACAAACUGAUCAUGGAGAAUGCAGAGCUUGUUGAGAAGGUGAACGAGUUGUAUGUUAAGCUUAAUCGACAAAGUAUGGCAGCAGGACAUUCUACAGGCAUUGAAAGUGUUCCGAUGGCUAAAGUUGCUGAAACUGCAAGUGUGUCUAAUUCUGUAGCUCUAUCCGUUGAGAAUGGUUCUAUGUUGGCUCCAAAGAUGGAUGCUGUAGAAGCUGCUCCAGUUUACAAUGGGAAAAUUGAUGGUGAGAAUGUGGAUGGGCAACAUGUUGCUCCUCUUCCAAUUUUUAUAGAGGCUGAGGACUCUGGAGAGAUUGUGCAAAUUCCUUUGGAUGAUACUGAUGUUCGGGAUUUGGAGUCACAAGCUACUGACGGUGAAGAAAAUUUUGUGCCAAUCUCAGAUGCUCCCUUGAUUGGUGCUCCAUUCCGGUUAAUAUCGUUUGCGGCUAAAUAUGUUAGUGGCGCUGACCUGGUUAACAACUAACAAGGACACUUUAAGCUCGGCGUCUUAGCUUAGAAGCAUUUUUCAUUUACUAUCGAUAAUAUUUAUUAUUAUUAUUUGGAAUCUACAUGGUUUACAUUUGAACUAGAGAUUAAAGAUGGGCCUAAAUUGGGCCGUCUACAUUGUUUUGUGACUGAUAAAUAUGUGUGCCGAGAGGGAGCACUAAUUUUAUGUUUGGUGUUGUGGAUAA
Messenger RNA from Durio zibethinus, 1794 nucleotides. The record is from RefSeq and is a predicted model, not a curated record. Lineage: Eukaryota; Viridiplantae; Streptophyta; Magnoliopsida; Malvales; Malvaceae.